Mangifera indica (mango) is the source of this 4350-nucleotide messenger RNA. RefSeq names its product BAG family molecular chaperone regulator 6-like. Gene Ontology annotation, molecular function: protein-folding chaperone binding. Lineage: Eukaryota; Viridiplantae; Streptophyta; Magnoliopsida; Sapindales; Anacardiaceae. The record is from RefSeq and is a predicted model, not a curated record. Gene Ontology annotation, cellular component: plasmodesma. Gene Ontology annotation, biological process: protein folding. The transcript is spliced from 3 exons. The coding region runs from base 430 to 4227 and encodes 1265 amino acids.
UUUCAAGUCGAAGAAAGAAAGCCGCGAAAGAUCUCGAAAACUGAAGAUCUUUUUUCAUUUGAAAAUCUAGUAAGAACACUUGCGCAUAUUUAUAUAGAAGGCUAAAAUCUCUCAAGUCCUAUUCUCAUACAGAAAGUAACUCAUUUAAGAGAAGUCGCAACAAGAAUUUGAAUCGUUGUGUUGGUUUGUGGAUUGAAUUCCUGCUGAUAACUCAGUCAUCAGGAUUGUGGAACCAUUUUGGUGGAGUUUUCAUUUUUGAAUUAUUUGUUAGUUCUUUCUCCUCCGCUUGGCAAUUGCUUGCAGCCUUCGUCUCUUUCAUCGUAGAUAUCUUCAGAUAUUGCCGCUAACACUACCAACACUUCGGGUGGUUCACACAGCAACGUUUACAACCGUUUUCCGAGAACUCUCUAGUGUGUUGCCCAAGUUAGAAUGAUGCCCAUUUACGUGGACUCGUGUCCUCGCCAACGAAGCCAGGUGCCUUCGGGUCAGUAUUAUUAUCCUAGCUAUGAUGGUAUUCCGCCUCAGAUGACGGUGGAUCAAGCUAAACAUCCUAUGAUGCAUGGACCAUGGAGUAAUGGCAGCAACUGUGGCCACAUGAUACCCUGUUAUGCAUGCUCCAACCCUGGCAACUACCCAGUUUAUUACAGUUUUAAUCCUCCUACCUCUCAUUUCCCAACGUCACCAUUCCUUCAUAGCUGUGGGCAUAAUCCUGCAUUCACUUCACCAUACCUAGUCAAUUACCCACUUACUUCACACCAUUCGGUGGUGCAGCCAGCGUAUGGAUAUGACAAGGAAGCACAAAGAGACUAUCACUGCUGUGGCUGCCCUAAUCACGUAUGCAAUCAGAAAAGUGACAAAGGUGUAAAGAUUGAAGAGGAGGAGCCUGAAAUUGCGAGGAAAAAUUAUUCAUUGGUUCCCAUUAAGUCAAAAAGUUACCCAUAUCCAGUUAUGUGGAUCCCACCUGAGUAUAUGAAGAAAAAUUUUGAGUAUGGAAGGCCUCUUGAAUCAGAGGUAGCAGACCAGAAUGCUUCACACAGCACAAAGUCCCAUGAGGAUAUAAAGUCCUCGGAAAAGGGACCAGCAGUUUGGAAUGAGUGGUUUCCUCGGGAUUUGAACAGACUUAAACCUUUGAUGCACGAUGAGGAUAAGGAGAGAACAGACAGCCAAUUGAACGAGGAUAGAAUGAGGCAGUUCACACAUCCCAUUAUCUGGGUGCCUUCUAAUAAUGGGAAAGAGGAGGCUCAAAAGGACCAAGGGAAGAUGAAUGGAUGGUUUCCAAUUGACAUAAAUGGCCUCAAAUCCCUGAUGAAAAGUGAAGAUGAGAAGGGAAGACAAAAUCAACAAGUUGAGGAUAAAAGGAGGCAAUUCCCUUUUCCUAUAAUCUGGAUGCCUUCUCACAGCGAGCAAGGGCAGGGUGAAAAGAAAGAUGAAAGGGAUUCAAAUGCUGCUUCAAUUUCUGAGGAGCCGCUAUCCAGCUUCAAGUUCAUUCCUGUGAAGCCUUCAGAGAUCGAUGAUAACAAGAUGGAAUCUGAAAACAAGAAAAAUUUUGGUGGUCAGGCUAAAAGUUCACAGACAUUGGAGAGCAUUACCAAUCAAGAAAUUGAUUCAGCAAAAAAAGUGGAAGUGCAGAGGAAGGCAGACAAUUCUGAUGAAACUAAGAAAGUGAGCAAUGGUCCAUCAAAGAAUGUGGAUUGUGUUGUGACAGACAAUCCUACAGAAACCAGUGUGAGAAGACAGUUAUCCCCUCAAAAGACAUCUAAGUUACCUCCUGUUUGUCUGAGAGUUGAACCUUUAUCAAGAAAGAAAAAUGGCAAUGUCAGUUCAAGGUCUCCUAGUCCUCCUGGCUCUAACAAACGAGAGAAAGCAGAAGACUCUCCUAGGGUUUCUGCUUCAUCAAGUUUGAAAGGGAACACACUACAGGAUGCAAAAGCACAAGAUGGUUUCCUGAACAAGAGCAAGGAGGUGGAGCCAGCAGAGACAGAGAGGAAGGUUGUUGAAUCUCGGAGGGAAAAUUCUGUGACGUUGCCCAUUGAUUCUGAAGAAAGCAUAUUAAGGAAAUCAUCUACAGAGGGAACUGAAAAGGACAGUUGCAAGUUUGACAAGGAUAAGAGGGGUAGUGAUGGGGGGGAUAUGGUGGGUGCAAAGGCAACUGAAGUAACUAAAACAUCUCAUUUAGCCGGAGCAGCUGAAGGUGAAGGACUAAAAAUGAGAAAGAAUCUGUCAGAUGUGGAAGCUGCCAUACGUGUUCAGUCUGCCUACCGGGGGUUUGGGGUUAGGAGAAUGGAACCACUGAAGAAAUUGAAGCAAAUGGCUGAAGUGCGUGAACAGGUGGCAGAGAUUAGAGACCGUAUACAAGCUCUUGAAUCUUGUUCUGAUUUACAGAAAAAUGAUAGGGAAAGGAAUGUAAUUGGAGAAAUGAUAAUGCGGCUUCUUCUGAAAUUAGACACCAUUCAGGGCUUGCAUCCAAGUCUUAGGGACAUCAGAAAGGCCUUGGCAAGAGAGCUCGUAAUUCUGCAGGAAAAACUUGAUCUGUUGUCUACAAAGAAGUCUAAAGGAGCUACUGAAGUUUCUGUUGAUCCCAGGAUUGACACCAGCAGUGAUGUAGUCAUGCAGGAAAUGCAAAACAAGAGGGCAGCAAUUUUUGAAAACUCUGUUGAGACAAGUGGUGAUAAUAGCAUUGAAAUGAAAGAGAAAGAUCAGAGUCAGCUUUCCCAGAGUUCACAAAUCCAGUGUCAAGAUACCUCAAAGCUUUCACUUGAUAAUAAAGUGGGGUAUGGAAGAUGUGAGAAUGAGAUCAAAGAAUCAAUUGUGGUAGGUGACGUGGACUCUCAAGUGGCAGAAUUAACUCCAAAUGUGCAAUUAGAAGCGACGGCUGUCAAUGGAGUGCAUGAUGCGAUUAAAACUGCCAAGUCAGAGACAGAAGAGACAAAUGAAGUACAGUCUGUUCAAUUGCCAAUAGUUGCAGAAGAGAAGACCAGCUCUGAGGUAAUGAUGGGAGCACUAUCUCAGGACUCGUGCUAUAAAACAAGUAGGGUGGAGGAUGAAGCAAAGGUUGCCAGAGCAAGUGAUACACUACUUGUGGAUGAUAAAUUGCAGGUGAAUGAGUUGAGAGAAUUGCCUAUUGAAAUGAUUGAAGAGCAUCCUGCGGUUUCCAAGUUGGAGGAAAUCAACCUAACUGGGAAAGAGGGGAGCGAGAUUGAAGAUGGUGAAAUGGAAUCCAACAUGUUAUCAGGUCCAAAUGUAUCGGCUGAUGUUGAUAACAUGAUGGCCUCUGAAGUUGAAGUUGAUGACAAGACAGCGGCCACUAAAGAGCCAGAAACAAAUCUGUUGGCUGAACUUCCUCUGGGUGUAACUGAAGAGGAGCUAGCUGUUUCUGCAUUUGAAGAGCCAGAGACAAAUAUGUUGGCUCAACUUCCAAUGGGUGUAAUUGAAGAUAAGCCAGCUGUGUCUGCAUUUGGGGAGCACAAACAAAUUAAGGCAGGGAAGGAUGAGGCCUUAUGCCAUGGUGAAGCAAUUGACAAUGUGGCAACCAAUACAACUGCUCUAAUGGAAGAGGAAGAUUCGAAGAAAGUGAUGUUGGAAUUGGGGGAAUUUCCUGUGAAUAUGGCAUCUGAAUUAGAGGAAAUCCAACCAUUGUUUUCUAUAGGAGAGGAAGAAAAAAGUGAACAAGUGGCCGUAGUUGGAGAGAGAGGUCAAGAAAUGAUAGAUGUUGAUGACGUGCCCUCUUCCGAAUUAGCUGUUAAGAAUGUUGACACUGGGGAGUCCGAAGAAAAGAAAGAACAAAUCUGGGAGCAGAGAGUAAAUGGGAAGAAAGAAGAAAAGGUGCUUCUUGACUCACAAUUUGACGGAGUAGUGUAUUUAAUUGACAAAGACAAAGUAGAAGACGAGCUACCUGCUGAGGUUGAAAGCACCAAAGAGGAUGUUCUCGAUGCUACACCAACUUACCAGAUAUCUAAUAAUGAAAAGGACACAGUGAUGGAAAGAGAUCAGAAGUUAAUAGAAGAGAAUGCAAAACUAAGAGAGAUGAUGGAGAAGCUGAUGGAAGCAGGAAAAGAGCAGCUGUCUGUGAUUUCCAGCUUAACCGGAAGAGUGAAAGAUUUGGAGAGAAAGCUGUCCAGGAAUACAAAGCAUGGAAUAAGACGCUACGGAAAAACACUACACUCACCUUCCAACACCAAAUUGUAUAACAAUUCCUCAAAGAAGAGGGCUGCUAAUGUUGCUAUGUAAGCUUGCAAUGUCUUUCUAAAAAUCUGUAACAGUUGGUGAUAUAUUUGUAAUAUGCUAUAUGUAAUGGGCGCAUAAUGUGUUUGGUAUGCACAAAAAUAAAAUUUAUUUUUCUUCAUAAUUAAA